Lates calcarifer (barramundi perch) is the source of this 6000-nucleotide messenger RNA. Its product is annotated as fibroblast growth factor 6. NCBI's taxonomy places the organism in Eukaryota, Metazoa, Chordata, Actinopteri, Centropomidae. The transcript has 3 exons. Bases 1374 to 2000 code for a protein of 208 amino acids. Gene Ontology annotation, cellular component: cytoplasm. Gene Ontology annotation, molecular function: fibroblast growth factor receptor binding; growth factor activity. Gene Ontology annotation, biological process: regulation of cell migration; cell differentiation; fibroblast growth factor receptor signaling pathway. The record is from RefSeq and is a predicted model, not a curated record.
AUAUUACAUAACAGGGAUCGACAGAUUUUGUUUAGAUAAUUGUUAAUCGUUCAAUCUGAAGUGCAUUUUGAUCAGUGUUCUGGAGGGUAAAAUGUCCAUGAAGCUUAAUGCAUUUUGGUCCACAGACACUGAGGAGGAGAGGCAGCUCGUGAGUGUCUGAGAAAUAACUUGGAAAUGGCGCCAUCCUUUGGAAAUCUUGAGCAACUGACGUGUGCAUGAUGUGAGACUGCUGGUGCGCAACUGCACUGGCCCCACUGACGCAUGGGCAUGCUGCUGGUGGCAUUAUCUAUUACAUGGAAAAGACGAUAGGCUUUCAUGUUGCAGGGAAUGGCAUGCUGACAAUGUGUGCCAUUUCAUGACGGGCCUCUCCAGUUUGCUCUUCACAGUUCUCACGAAUCCACCAUGGGAAACGCACGGGUUACAGCGCACCUAUAAAAAUAUGAUACUUUAUGAAAAUGCCACUCUGGGCCGCCCAGCCGCGCAGUAAAGCUCGGGGGGUGGGUGGGGGACUCAGUGUCUUGCUCAAGGACACGUCAGCAGGGCGGAUGCUGGGCGACACUGAGGUCUUGAACCCUGAUCUUUGUGGCUGGGGAGCGGUGGACGCCCUCACCGGCUCCUGGUUUCAGCUGAUACGUGAUUUUAGGGUCAGAAAAACACAGAUUCGCGAGGGAAAGUUCUUGAACGGCGCAGCAGAAGAAGUGGGACCACAAGAGCCCUGUCAUUGCUCUCCGGUGACAAGUGGGCCUGUUUUUACACCUUCCUUCUAAAUAAGGAAGCGGCCUGACAGACAUAUGACCACCGACCCAAUUUGGGAGCAGCCCGAGUGCCCCAUCGCGUCCCAUGGCCGCUGAACGCCACCAAUAAGCUUCCUCCCCUUCCAGUCCAGCAGUGACAGUAGGCUAUUCCCCUCAACUCUCCACAGACUUGGUAUUUUUCCUGCUGUCAGCACCCUCUCAACCCUUGUAUUAUCCCAGCGGUGAAGUCAGCAUGAUGUCAUCUAGGGAUGCGCUAUCACUGGCAAGGUUGAAACAGGGUUUUUGGUGAGUGGUAAAGGAUUUAUUCUGAACUCUUACCGAGAGGGAGACAGAGAGGGAGAAAGAGAGAGAGAAAGAGAGAGUGUGUGUGAGAGAGAGAGGCGCGGAGGAGCUGCAAAACAUGGUAAUCACCACCACCAACAUCACCAUCACCAUCACCUCCAGCUCUGCCGCGCACUCUCCCGUCUCCUCCUCUGCACCGGGGCUUGCGUUUCAUGCCCAAAGCCCUGAUCUGCGCUCCAAAAAUAACCCUCAGCCAGCAUGCCGAAGGAAGCAAAACAAGAAGAGCGGUAUUUUUAGGGUCAUUAAUUUCGACCACGUGGUCCGAAGGUAAACCGGAUGGCCGUUGCGCAAAGGUUCCUCGUCAGUAUGUCCUGCGAGGCCGGCACGCCGCACUGGACGCUGACCGCGGCGGUUCUCCUGGGCUUUCUGCUGGGGAUCGUGUCAGCGUACCCUUUACCGAGCAGCAGGACAAAUGCAACUUUGCUGGAGAAACGAUGGGAGACCCUCUUCUCCCGCUCUGUACUGGGGAUCUCCGGGGAGAAACCGGAGCUGAACUGGGAGAGUGACUAUCUGCUGGGCAUCAAAAGAGUGCGGAGGCUCUACUGCAACGUGGGCAUCGGGUUUCACCUUCAGAUCCUCCCCGACGGCAGGAUAAACGGUGUACAUAAUGAAAACCAGUACAGUCUAAUAGAAAUCUCUACGGUGGAGAGAGGAGUGGUGAGCCUGUAUGGGGUGAAGAGUGAGUUGUUUGUCGCAAUGAACAGCCGUGGAAGGUUAUACGGAACGACAGUCUUCCAUGACGAGUGCAAGUUCAAGGAGAGCUUGCUCCCAAACAACUACAACGCCUAUGAGUCUCUGGUUUACAGAGGCUCCUACAUAGCACUCAGCAAGCAUGGCCGCGUGAAGAGAGGCAACAAGGCCACCACUGCCAUGACUGUAACGCACUUCCUACCCCGAAUAUGAUGAGCAAAAACUGGCAAUAACAAACUUAUUUGCACAUGUGGAAUAUUUCCCAGGUAACAUAAAUACCGUAUACAUACGUACAAACACAAAAGACAAAAUGGACUGUAAAAGAAAGAAAUACAACUAUAUCUGAUAAUAUUUAUUCAAACUUUAUAUGUAUAUUUGGGUAGCUUACUUUGUAUUAGAAAAUUAUGGAAAUGCCAUUCUUUGCUGCUUUUAUGAUUUUCAUCAUUUUGUGAUAUGAAGGGGAUGGAGAGGCAUCAUUUGUCCCCUCAGUUUUUAUGGGUGCUUGCUGGAAUUGGCCGAGUCCUUGCCCUGUCGGUGGAUGACGGUUCAUCCUUUUGGAAAUGAAAUGGAUACGUUAUUACCUCAAAGCACCAUAUCCUGAGAAGAGGAGGAGGAAAAAAAAGAGAAACGUGCGCAUGAAAUUUCUCCAGAGUUAUGUUUCCUUGAAAAUGUUUUUGUCGUCAUCUGUUAAGGACUUGGACAUUUCCCAUUCGCUAUGUUCGACUGUGUCUGUCACUGUCAGGGCAACUAGAGCACUUGCAAAUAUGGUGGUGGUUUUUCUUGCUUUGUCAUGAGGCGGCGGUGCCUUGGAUUCCUACGUGCAGCCCCCUUACCCUUGCAUGCGAGAAACGUGGUGCUCAAGUCAGAAAUAGGAAUGAAACGCAAGUCAUCACUCCCCUCAGACACCACCGGCCCAAUUCCUAGAGGGCCAGAGGUUUCUCCACUUUAUUUUCUUUCCAUAAUUAGAUCAAUUAAGUAAUUGAGACUCUAUGCUGCACAGGACCCAGUGGAGCCUCUUGUUAAUAUGGAAAGCUAGAUUUAGAGUUAGCAUUCAACUCCCCCCCCCUAUCAUGUCCAAGGGAGCUUUGACAAUCCCAGGUUUUACUUUCACAAAUUUUGUAGCCAGAUCAUCAGGCCAGGUUGAGUGUGAGUGUGUACUGUAUGUAUGCGGAAUUGUUAAGUUUGAGAGCUGCUAAAUUUGAGAGGGAAUUUUUUGUUCUUGAUUGUGGGUGGUCAAGGGGGCAUCUGUGUAGCUGAAUAUCAUAGACCAGACACUAUGAAGCAAAAUGUCCUUCAUUUCUGUUUGCUUUAUGUUGUGUUUUACCCCUGUUCAAACUGAAUUGGUGCCUCUGGUCUGUAGAUUAUACUUUGUUGAUGGUUCACACUAAUUUAUUCAAUUUGUUUUGAAAAUGUUGACUUUAUAGCAAAAGUGAUGACAGGAGCUUUUUGACUUUCACACUGGUUUGAUGAUAUCUGGCACUUACAAUAAUGUGCUUAUGCAGAAAUGAGUGGAGUUACAGUGGGAUGUCAUUGAUUAGUCAGUUCACUGUAAAUAUGAUGGUCUACUGUAUUAAUUUAAAAGAGUGUAAAUACUCCAGUAUGUUUUAGAGAGAGCUGGAAUGGCGUCAGAGUUCAUGAUCUUGGGAUUUGUGAACAAUACUUCAGGUAACUCAGUCUGUCUGAUGUUUAAAUGAUGGUUGUGCUUAUUGAUCGCAUAUUUCUAAGCUAUUUAUGCAUUAUUCAGAUUGGUCACUGUGUGUAUGGCUUCUUAUGAAAAAAGAAAAAUGAGCAAUGUUGCAAAAAGCAGUGAACCAAAGGGUUAUGUUGAGAUGUUCAUUCAGGCUCUGUGUAUGCAGCAUACCAUACUUGAAUUCAACAACUGCUUGCGCUUCUCUUUCAGAUACUGUAGUUUUCCUAUUGUGUAGAUGAGGGGGAAAAGGGAGAAGGACAAAGAGCUGGCAAAGUUGUUGAUAGCAAUGAUGUACAGACGAGUUGGGAUUCUGCAUGUGGCACUGGUUGUUUGUUUAACUUGGCAAGGAUGUGGACAAUGUGGGGUAAAAUACCUGAGCAUAAGACUGGGGGGCCCCUCGCCUGUUGAUGUCAGACUGGACACUCAGUGUAGGGCCCUGGGAUUCUUGUCCCAUCCAUCUGAGCCACUUUUGUACCAAGGUCGAAGAUGUAGGCUUUCUGUCCUCUGUGUUACUGAUGUAGGUGUGUUUUCUGGUCCAUCUCAAUGACUUUUACCUUACUGUUUUACAACGCUCUGCAGCUGUGUGGCUAUUUCUUGACAAGAGUAACUGUCUUGUAAUGAAUGCAAUGAAGUCUUUUUAAUGCUGUAAGGAGGUGCAACUGAUCUCAACUUUUAGUGAUUUUGAAAUCUGUACUUGACUUGCAAUAUUCUUUAAGUAGCAAACUACCAGUCAGGCCCGCUUGGUGAAAUAUGAUUUCAAGAAAGUAGCAAGGCUCUUAAGCUAUAUCAUAUCAUAUUUUACCUCAUGCCCUCGCUAACAUUACUGUAACGUACUGUGAGCAGUGGUUUACGCGCCCUUUAAGCUCCAGCUUCUGUCUAGUAGCAGAGACGAAUGUGCAGUUCUGGUCAGAGUGUGUAUGAUUGUAUGUAUGUGAGUGUGUGCGUGUGUGUGUCCGACUGAGCACGCUCCUGUCAUGUUCUGUUUCUGCCAAAGCGACAGUAGAGAUGGUAUCAGAUCAAUUUACCUUGAGUCAGGAAUAACAGGGCAUUGUCUGACUGUGCAAGCUGAUGUACUGUACUCUCCUCACAGGAGAUGAUAAAGACGAGAGGGAUAGGAAAAGUAACACAGAGGCUACUGAGGGACGUCUGUCAAGAGAAGGCACUAAGUGUGGUUUGAGCUGGUAGUGAAUGUAGCAAAAGGCCACAUAAAAAAAAAGAAUCAAAUGCUUCCAGGAAAGGGACACUUAGAUUAACAGGCAGACUGAAUACUGUGAUCCAAGAGAGCUACUUGACACUACCAGGAUGUCAUGUUUAAUGUUUUUGAAUAUGGACACCAUUGAUAAUUGUGUUUGGGGGAUUUUGCCUUGAGCAUCUCAUCACUCAUUUUGACUGAUCAGCCUUUAUCAUAUCACUAUGAUCAGAAAAUGAUCGAUUGUAGCUUUUUCUGGGCUGAUUUCACGGCAGUAAUGAGUUAGUUGGAGAGGUAUUUUGGCUAAUUUGUCAAAAUAUUAAAAAGGUGCAAUUGUUUUUUUUUAAUGGAGUGCAAUUUACUGAGCAGGUGGAAGAUGCUGUUUUCCCUUACUACGCUGUCAUCAAAACAAGCUGACAUGCAAAAUCAAAAGUACUUGUUUUUGAUGUCAAUUUUUAUGUUGAUUACUGUAUGUUUAUUUUUGAUUUAUUAUGGUAUGUUUCAGAGGACAUUGUCAGCACAAUGUUUUGAGUGAUAGAAUGGGAACUGCAAAGUUUCAAUGGCUCCUCAAGCUGUAAGAGACAUGUGAUAAGUUGAUGCUGUGGGAAAUUAACUUGAUAUUGUUUACACCUAAAGCAACUUAGCUCGGUGUUAGGUUUCCAAAGCUUGAGAACUGAAAGUCUAAUGGAAAUAUGACCCUGUUACAAGUUCUACAACUUUUGCAUGAUGUUAUUUCCAGGCAGAAAAGGUUGUAUGAUAUAGCAGUAACUGAGGAAAGGUAGUUAAUGGUUAAGAAAAGUAUCAUCUUUCAACAUUAACCUAUACUUCCUUAAUUCCCCAGUAUGUAUCUGGAGUUCUGAAUGGACUAGGUAUGUGUUACCCCUUUGAUUAAGGAUCCAGUGUCUGGAUUUUGCCAUUGUGCUUAGCAUACCUGUUCAGCUGGUUUUAAAAUGUGUUGGUUCACAGGGAACUGGAGGUCUGUGGGAGGAUCUGGGAUCAGACUUAUGUGUGUGUGUGUGUCCCUGUGUGCCAGCAGCCUUUGUGUUUCUCUCUCAGUUUUCUAUUCCUGCACUGAGGGGAGAGUGCUUCCUCUGAGUCCCCCUCCUCUUUUUUAACAUAUACCUCACCUUCUGCCUUAGUUCCGAUUAUUGAAAUGAUUGUAAAUUAGUUUGAAACAACAGACUUCUCCAAUCAUUUGUUUCUGAAAAAAUAUGAUGACGAGUAAGUAAAAUACUAUAUUACAAAUGGUUUUCCUUUUAUUUUUGUACGUAUGUGCUGUGCACAGCAGUCAACUGUAUUCCUGAGACGAUAAUAAAAGAUGUUUUGUAAAAGCU